AUGGAGAUAGUUUGCAUAUCCAAAGCGAUUCAUCGUGGUCGAUGUCUCUUAUCAACACGUGUCACAGUUGGGUUGCCAUCCUUUUUGCCUACCCUUUGGCGCUUGCCUAACCACGUCAGCCAAUUGUUUUUUAAACGGCGUGGAAACCGGAGAUAUCGGCGGCUCGAUCUUCAUAUAGCGGUUUUCAUGGGGCCGUGGGGGCAGGGGCACCUUUCAUUUGCUCUCUCCUCAAUUAACUUAUGUUUUUUGGGGGCCAAAGCCCAAUUAACUUAUUUAAAUCCCCCAUCUUUCGUCUGCCCCUUCUCCAGAUAUUUUUUUCUCUACUACUCGUCUUCGGUUUCCCAAGCUUCUUCAGGUACAAAUUUCUUUGUCUCCUUCAAAGAAACAGAUCUCAUUUUUUUCUCUAUUUUCUCGUUUUCUUUGUUUCUUUUUUUCUCGAUUCAGGUGACAUUAAGAGGAGGGAGAGUUUUAGAUUCAAAGCAAAUUAGGUUUUGGCUCGCAGGGUAUCCUGAACUGGUGUUCUCAGAUUGUUAUAUGAACCAUUCUUUUUGUAUCGCGGAUCAUGGUAUCAGUUUUCUGUCUGCUAUGUUAUGUGAUGAAGAAAAAGAAGUUACCAUGAAAAGAAGUUGGAGAUCAAAUUGUGGCAAAGGAAGCAGUAUCUUGAUAUAUUAUACCAUAUGGAGGAAAAUAUACCCCAAUUUUGUAGCUCUUGCUGGUGUCUCGUGGUUUUGUUGCUGUGGCUGGCUUAGCUGGAGAUGGACAGGCACAUGUGAGUCCUCUCCAAUACCAAGACCAUUUGUGAGAAGGGAGUCUUUGUUUGCACCAUUCACUUCCCUUGUUCCAUAAACCUGGAAUGUGAAACUUUUUGGUUGAGGUUUACCUUCUUAUAGAGUUCCAGAUUUUCUUGAUAAACGAGGUUCCCCUGCAAUGAGACAAAGCAAUUUAACCACUUGAGCUGAGACAGUAUGAUAGUUUUGCAGUUGUUGUCUUAGAAUUGCUACCUCUCUUUGCCAGAGCUGAAAAAUAAGACACAUGAUACGGUAAGAUUCACAGUGCACAACUUUUUAUUGCUCAAAGUAUGAUUGUGCAUAUAAAUAACUUUGACACUGAAAUAUUACAAUAACCAUACAUAUAUAUAGACUUGACAAUGCUCUGAAUUACCUAUACAAUCAUUGGCAAUUCACAACAGAAUCAAACAUAUUUAGAUCCAAGGUUCUUGCUAGAGAGGAUUUUUUAUCUUGUAGAGAAAGUUGCAUUAUGAGUUCAAUUAAUGUGUUAGUGGGAGCAGUAAUUUGAUGGUUUAAUUAUUUGGAUGAUAAGUCACUUCGUGAGUUCUUGGUCUACUUGUCAAAGUUAUGCACAUUCUUAGCUCUUGACCCAGAUGCUUGAUUCUAUUGUUGCCUUUUGGAUUGCCUGAUCAAGCAACUCAGCAAGUAAAAUUAGGCUGUUAGAGCUAACAACUUUUCAAAAUCCAUGCGAAAUUUACAUGCACUGAUAGGUGCGUUUUCUUCUGGAUAUUGCAAAGAACAUUCUUCUAGGAGUAAUGUGUUUUCUAUUUGGAGAUUGGAGAAUGCUUCUAAGCUUCUAUAUAUAUCACCAGCAAAAAGUAUAAAAGCAUAAGAGAGGUGGAGAUAUGAAUUUCAAAGUAGAUAGAUCAUAGAUGAGUCUUUGGAUUUGGUAUAGAAGCAAGGAAAGGUAUAUUUUGCCCUUGGAAUAUGUUAUUGACUUUGGAGCUGUCCAUGAAUAUGAUUUUUUGGAGGAAGCUUUUGCCUAUUUUGAGGCAUAAAAGUGAUGAAGAGAUGGCUUCUCAAGAAAAUCGAUGAAGUCUGUAUGGAAUGGGGUAAUUGUAAGGAUUUUCCUAUUUUUUAAGGUAACUGACUGUUGAAAUGCUAAUAAGAAAAGAGAUGAACACGCCCCUUAAUUUUGGAUUACCUGAUCAAGCAAUUUAGCAAGUAAAAUUAGGCUGUUAGAGCCAGAAGCUUUUUCUUCUGGAAAUUGCAAAGUACAAACUUUCUUCUUGGAGUAAUAUGUUUUUUAUUUGGGGAUUGGAGAAUGCUUCUAGCUUCUAUGUAUAUCAGCUGUGAAAAGUUUAAAAGCAUAAACAUGGUGGAGAUAUAAAUCCCAAAGUAGAUUAUAGAUGAGUUUUGGAUUUGGUCUAGAAGCAAAGGAAUUCGAGGUCUAUUUUGCCCUUGGAAUAGGUUGUGGACUUUGGGGCUGUCCAUGAAUAUGAUUUCUUGGAGGAAGCUUUUGCCUAUUUUAAGGCAUUAAAAAGAUGAAGAGAUGGUUUGUCAAGAAAGUCAAUUAAGUCUUUAUGGAAAGGGGUAAAUGUAAGGAUUUUUCUAUUUUUUAAGGUAACUGCUUGUUGAAAUUUUAAUAGGAAAAGAGAUGAAAAUGGCCCUGAUUUUUGGAUUGCCUGAUCAAGCAACUUUAGCAAGUAAAAUUAGGCUGCUAGAGAUAGCAACUUUUCAAAAUCCAAUGUGAAACUUAUAUGCACCAAUAGAUGCUUUGCUUCUGGAUAUUGCAAAGUACAAACUUUCUUCUUAGAGUAAUAUGAUUUCUAUUUGGACAUUAGAGAAUGCUUCUGGCUUCUAUUUAUAUCAGCAGGGGUGGAGAUAUGUAAUCCAAAGUAGUUGAUGGAGGAAGCUUUUUCCUAUUUUGAGGCACGAAAGAGAUGAAGAGAUGGCUUCUCAAGGAAAGUAAUGAAGUCUUUAUGGAAAGGGGUAAUUGUAUUGAUUUUCCUAUUUCUAAGAAAAAUGCUUCUUGAAACGUUAGUAGGAAAGGAGAUGAAAACGGCCCUGAUUUUUGGUGACUGAUCAAGCAACUUAGCAAGUAAAAUUAGGCUAUUAGAGUUAACUUCUCAAAAUCCCAUAUGAACUUUAUAUGCACCUAUUGAUGCUUUUUCUUCUGGCUAUUGCAAGCACAAACUUUCUUCUUGGAGUAACAUGAUUUCUAUUUGGAGAUUGGAGAAUGUUUCUAGCUUCUUUAUAUAUCACUGGUAAAAAGUUUAAAAGCAUAAAAGGGUUGGAGAUAUGAAUUCCAAAGUAGAUAGAUUAUAGAUGAGUCUUUGAAUUUGGUCUAGAAGCAAGAAAUGACAAGUUCGAUUUUGCCCUCGAAAUAUGUUGUUGACUUUGGAGCUGUCCAUGAAUAUGAUUUGUUGAAGGAAGCUUUUGCCUAGUCUGAAGGCAUGAAUGAGAUGAAGAGAUGGCUUCUCAAGAAAAUUGGUGAAGUUUUUAGAGAAAGGUGUAAUUGUAAUGAUUUUCCUAUUUUCUAAGGUAACUGUUUGUUGGCAGGUUAAUAGAGUAGAGUGAUUUAAACACGAGGAACAGAUAAAGUAGGUUUUACCAUUGCCAACCCAUGUAGCGGAGAUUUCCCAAUGGUGAAUUAAAUAAUUUUUCAUGGGCAAAACUUGGAGUCAAGUUCAAAGCGUCACCCCUUAAAACAUCUGGCUCCAUUUUUUUUGACGAGGAAGACAUUGGCAAUGGUUCUCUAAACUGGGAAAAUUUCUUCCAUACACAUAGGAAACUUAGAUAGCUGACUGCUACGUAGGCCGUAGUCUCUAGCUUCAUCAAAUCUCUUCUUUCCUUUAUUCAAUGAUUCUCCUUAAGAUAUCUGCUGACAUUGGAAAUUUCUUGCUUUAUUGAUCUGUUAAUAUCUUAGUCAUGUUUAUGCUGUAGUUGCCCUCUAAAACCACAAGUACAAAGCAUUGUUACUAACAAGAUGGUUUUUAUCUUGACAACAGGCUGAGAUAAAUGGUAGUUUCGCUCUAAAACUUUCUAGGUUGAAUGUCAUGACUAUGAGGCAGUACCAGUAACCUCUUUUUAACCUUCCAUCCCUGCAUAUUUAUGUAAGGUAUUGCUUUCUUCCUUCAUUACGUGUAUAGUCUAUACCAAACAUCAAAUAAAUUUUUUCAUGAUGACUUCAUACAGUAACUUCUAUGGUUGGAACCUUGGCUUCUAAAAGUUAUCUGGUACAUAAAAAUAAAACAUGUAAUUUGUACAUGCUACUAAGUACUAAAUACCACAUGAAUACUAUCAUGAUUUGACCUUAGUUGUCAAUGGAAGGUAUCUUACUGGUCACAACUAAGACCUGCUCAAACUGUUUAAUUCUCUGUGUGGUCUGAGCUUUUUAGCACAUGUACCCUUCCUUUUAAUUAUUUUAUUUUAGAAUAUAUCGUUUUUAGCACAAAUAGAAAUAUGUCCUAGACUCGUACAUUUUCUAGACAUCAUCUUAUUAUGGUUUUUCUUUUUUAUUAGCUGCAAAAGAUAUUUUGCUAGUUGAACCUUUACAAUCACUCCUUUAUGGUAUAUAUCUUUUAGGAAAUUCUUUCCCACGGUUUAUGGUGACACUGCUUGUCUUUUGCAAAUCACAUUGUCCCAAGCCCAGAAAAAGGAGGAUUGUGGUGUUUAUAUGACCAAGAAAGGUUUUUAGCUACAUCUUAAACAUAAAUCUGAGCAGGAUCAUGGCUGAAAAAGUGAAGUUUUGGGUUAUUCAAUCUGACAUCUUUCAUUAAUGGAAAUUUUUUGAUGUAGUGAGUAAUAGCUCUGAUUGUUCGCUGUUUAAGAAUUCUUUCCUAUUUCUUUUUGGAACAAAAUCUGAUUCCUAUUUGAUGUCCAUGGUCUCACCUGAAGCUAAUAAUUUGCUUCCUAGUAUUUUCAUUUUGCUGAUGUUCACCCUGGGCUAGAUUUUCUUUUCCAUGAUGUCAUCCAAUUUAUUAUAUCUUAUUGAUACUGUUUCCAUCAUCUAGAGCUAUGAGAACAACACAGUCCUGGCACGGUAAUUUAGCCUAUUUAUGCAUUCCAACAUUUAGAAGAGGAGUUAAUGGAAUAUAUUUGAAUCAAUUGUUAUCUUUCAGGUUUUGGGCUGUCAAGUUUGUCAGUAGAUGCAUAAAGUCUAGACCUGAAACCAAUAUCUAGCUAUAAAAUAGUUGCAAGCAUUUUCUGUCAGUGCCUUCUACCCACUGUCAACCCAGAAAAACACAGAGCUGGUUUUUAGCUCUACUGGUCCUAGUUUUUGUUCAGCUAAAAUAGUAUAUGCAAAGUUAGGAAUGUUGAAUUUCGCACAUUACAUUUCCAGAUGUGCUUGUAAUAAGUUUGGUCCAAUAAGUGGAAAUUUAUUGACCUUGAAUCUUACCUUUUCUUUUUCCGGUAGAAGCUAAAUGCAUGCAAAUUCACUAAUACACAUUGAGCAUGCUCUGAAGGUGAAAUACAAGAAAUUUAGUAUUAAGUACCAAACAAUACCUUGACUUGAGAGGUUGGGUUCCCCAGUUGAUGUUCCACCUUAGUUUUGCUGUAUCGUUCAAUUACUGAUCUCAUGCUGUCAAGAGAAGAUUUGAAUUGCAUCAGACAUUCUGUAAUUUCUAAAUGCCUACAUGAGAGAAAAGAAAAACAGAGAGAAUGAUGGUCACAUAACAUUCGAAACGGCCACACAUGGGCUCUAGAAAGUAUAAUGGUAUCUUAUGUCAACUUCACCGCUUUCUCUCUCUCUCCUUUCCAAGUGUAUCUAAUAGUGUUGUAUAUUUGUAUCUGACAAAUUCGUGAUUAUAUUAGUCAACAGAAGCUUCCUUCCAGGAGCUAAAUCAGGUGGUGUACAGAAAAACGAAAGUUGCAAUCCUAAAAGUGAGUAUUCUUUUUGGUUAAAUAUGAAAGUUAAGUCUUAACUAGUCAGAAUUUUGUUUACCUGUCCUCGCUUUAUUUAAUCUUGUACUUUUCUGUUCAAAUAUGACAUCUAAACUAGACAGACAGAUUGCAUUCUUAGUAAAAUUUGUAUUCUUUCAAUCUCUACAUUGCCACCUUUCCUUUCCCUCCUUAACUAGUCAGAAUGUUGUUUCCCUGUCCUCUCAUUAUUUAAUCUUGUACUUUUCUGUUCAAAUAUGUGCCUUUGCCUCCCCACUUUGUUUCCGAAUCUGAUUAGUAAAGAAGAGGUCAUCUGUCUGGCUGAAAUUAUCUGUCAUUUUGAGAAAGGAUUAUUGAUCCCGUUGUUAUAUGUCAACUCUCCAUGAUUCUUUACCACGAGUAGGGAGCAUAAAAGAUUGGAGCUUGUUUGACUUCAUGACCUCAGGCAAGGUAUGCAUGCUUCUUUGCUAUCUAAGUGAGGUGUUUUGUCUUAAGCUGCUGUUGACACAGAAGUUAUUUGGUUUAUUCCUUUAAGAUCUCAUUAUUUUUCACCAUCUUAUGCGUUUUUUGAUCCCAAAUUCAUCUUCCCUCUUUUCCAUGGAUACCAUAUCUGCAAGUUCUGUGCGUGGUAAUUUAUGUUAGAAUCAUAUUUCGUGUAAUAUUUUCCAAAAGUUAACCCAUAGAUCUGCUUCAGUACAAUCAAAUUUUCACCAGAGGUUUGGCUUUUGGGCUUGCACUGUGGUUUCUUGAUCCUAGAGCCAUUUGCCCUUUUAUAACUACUUGCGUCAUUUGGGUUGAAAAUUUUAGUCCAAAAAUAGUUGGAUUACUCACAAUGAUAGAGGAUGUAAAUACAUAGAACUUCAAUAUAUAGCUGAAUCAAUUUUCUGUCACCCAAAUUCAGCAUUUUUUUUUUCAUUUUUCUUAACAAAACCACAUUUCGCAAACUCUUAGCUACUCUUUCUGUUAGCUCAGUUUUGUUCAGAUGACAUCCUUAAAGAUGACAUAUAGGAAGUUUGAGAUUUGAAUUCAAAUACCUGUAAUAUUUUUUACUAUUUUUAAGCUUCUUUUCUUGUAUAAAAAAAUUUCUUAUUAUUAUGCAUUCAAACUUAGAAAAUUUGACUCUUAAUUGUGAUGUCUUAAAUAAUCUCAUGGUUGAUAUUGUAGAUAAGUUUGAAAUGAGUUUUUACACAAACAAAUUUGCACCUAGUACAUGAAUGAGUUGAUCGAAAUCAACUUGAUAAGUUCGACCUACAUGUGCUCAGGAAGACUUUAUGUUUGAUAUUAAACAUUUUGAUGUGAACUGUUGACUCAAAAGGGACUAAACAGGGUAAUUGGAUGCUUUGGCUUAUAUUAUAUUGACUCUGUUAUGACAUACAUACAUACAUACAUACAUACAUAUAUAUAUAUAUAAAUUAGUAAAAAUGACAAGUAAAAAUAUUUUUAUUACUUGUUUUUUUUUUGUUAGGUUCUUAGUUCUUUCAAGUCAAAGUAUUAUAAAACCCUACUUUGACUUAAUUUAUUAUGUGAAUUACUCCAAAGCAAUUAAGCUAAGGUUUGGAUAUAAAUUUUAUUAUUUGUAAUUAAUUUUUAUUUUCAUGUAGUGAUUUUUUUUUGUAUAAAAAAUUUUAUAAUUAUGUCGUACAAGGUUAGACAUGCUAAGGGUUGAAUUACUUGUCAAAAUUUGGAAGACCAUAAAUUUGGGAGGGUUGUGUAUAAAUUUUAGAUUUGUUAAAUAAGUCUAGCCUUGAAUUUUAGGUUCAUUUAGAAAUCAGGCUCGAGUGUAAUGGCCCUAGAGAAUAGUUGUGAAUCUCACAUAUGUUGUAUAUUAGAGUUGGUGGGUUUGUAUCACUUUUAACUUGUGGUGUGUCUUUUGUGUGACAAAAUUAUGAUGUUCAAUAGGAUUAAAGUAGACAAUAUCUUGAUGUUGGGUAUUAGAGCUAGUUUUGGGAACGUUAGGUAUCAAAUUCAGUUUUGGAGGUAUUAACGAUGUGUCAUAAAAAACGGUGGACUUUUGUUGGGGGAGAAUAUCAUGAUCCUAGAGAGCAGCUAUGAAUUUAACUUGCGAGUUUUUAUUAAGACCAAAUUGUAACAUCUAGCAAUUUAAAGUGAGCAAUACUCACAAGUUGUAGAUUGUAAUGUCGAGCCUUGCUCAUGAAGUUUAAGGCUCGAGUUCAGCUUGCUUUGGCUCAAAUAACUAUAAUAUAUAUUUUAUAUUUAUUUUACAUAAAAAUAAAUAGAUAAUUAAAUAAUACAUAUGUAUACAUUAACAUCCUAUGUUUAUAUAUAGUAACCAUAUUCAAAAAUCAAAUUAAAUUAACAAAGUAUUUUUUAUUUUAUUUCGUUGAUUAUUUAUUUUAUCAUAAUUAGUAUUUAUCAUAAAAAUUAUUUUUAUUCUUUUAAUUUGAAGAAAAUAAAAUAUGAACAAACUUGGAUAACUCUUUUAAAAUGGAUUUGGCUUGGGUAGCAAAACAAGGGUCAUAUUUCAAACCAAACUUGAAUAAGCUUGAAACUGGUUAUUAUAUUAUGUAGGCUCGGCUUGAGUUAGACCAGGGUCAUAGACAAGUUUAUUCAAUAUUAUAUAUAAAUUUUUUAAUGAACCUUAAAUUGUUUGUAAAUCAUUUUAUUUUAGGAGGGUUUUUUUUUUUUUCGGUAUUUGAUGGUAUUAGGAUUUGCACUCUUUAAGGACAAAAUUAUAUCAAGGAUAUGGGGAUAUAUAUUAUUUUUAAUUAUUUCAUUUGUGGACAUGAAAUAAUUUUCUAAAAAAAUUACAUCACAUCUCCGGAUACGAGCGUUUCUUAAUGGGAGACAGAGGGGUCAUGUAACCCCAAAA
This is a messenger RNA of Durio zibethinus, 8442 nucleotides long. Lineage: Eukaryota; Viridiplantae; Streptophyta; Magnoliopsida; Malvales; Malvaceae. The record is from RefSeq and is a predicted model, not a curated record.